This is a messenger RNA of Mangifera indica (mango), 471 nucleotides long. RefSeq names its product ethylene-responsive transcription factor ERF109-like. Bases 1 to 471 code for a protein of 156 amino acids. NCBI's taxonomy places the organism in Eukaryota, Viridiplantae, Streptophyta, Magnoliopsida, Sapindales, Anacardiaceae. The record is from RefSeq and is a predicted model, not a curated record. Gene Ontology annotation, biological process: regulation of DNA-templated transcription; ethylene-activated signaling pathway. The transcript has a single exon. Gene Ontology annotation, molecular function: DNA-binding transcription factor activity; DNA binding.
AUGAACUCCGCACCGAAGCGCGUAAUCUCAGGCGAUACUAUUGAAGAUGAUGAAGGGGCUACGUCCUUGUUUACUUCGACCAGUACUACACAGAAUGAGCCAUUAGAUCACACAACGUUAUUUCUGCCUGCAGUUGCCGAAACAUGUCAGAUAUGCAAAAUCGAGGGCUGUCUUGGCUGCAACUUUUUCCCCGAACAAACAGAUGAACCGGAUGACCAAAAGAAGAUCAAGUACAGGGGAGUUAGGCGGAGACCAUCAGAUAAAUGGGCAGCCGAGAUUUGGAACCCGGUCGGGGCAGAACGUGUGUGGCUUGGCACUUUCGAGACUGCGCAGGCUGCUGCCAGAGCUUAUGAUGAGGCCGCCAUCAAGUUCCGCCACUUACAGGGACUUAAAGCUAAGCUUAAUUUUCCAUUGUCAGACUAUGAUAUAAAUCAAAUUGCACAACGCACAUAUGAUGACAUCUCUUUAUAG